This is a messenger RNA of Leptopilina boulardi, 3537 nucleotides long. RefSeq lists its product as uncharacterized. The coding region runs from base 70 to 3459 and encodes 1129 amino acids. Lineage: Eukaryota; Metazoa; Arthropoda; Insecta; Hymenoptera; Figitidae. The transcript has 14 exons. The record is from RefSeq and is a predicted model, not a curated record.
UUAAAGAAAAAAUUUGUCUCUUCGAGACUAAAAAAAAAAUUUCAUUUUUCAUAUAGUUAUUCAGUUGUAAUGAAUAUUUUAAUUUAUUUACUAUUUUUACAAUUAUUAUGUGUUUUCGCCGAUCCUUUAGUAAGAAUUUCUCAAGGAAUAUUAGAUGGAACUAGUGAAAUAUCAAAAAAUGGAAGAAAAUACUCAGCAUUUCUUGGAAUUCCUUAUGCAAAACCACCCAUUGGAAUUCGCAGGUUUAAAAAUCCUGAACCUGCUGAAAGUUGGAUGGGAGUUCGAUCUGCUAAGUCUUUUGGAAAUAUUUGCCCUCAAAGGGAUGGAAGGGGAACAGUUAUCGGUAACGAGGACUGCUUAUUUUUGAACAUAUACACUCCAAAACUUAAUUUUAAUACAACAUCUAGAGAUCCGUUGUUACCAGUAAUGUUUUGGAUUCAUGGUGGAGGAUUUAUAAUGGGUAGUAGUAGCCAGUAUGGGGCACAAUUUUUUUUGGACAAAAACGUCAUUUUAGUAACAAUUAAUUAUCGAUUAGGAAUAUUUGGUUUUAUCAGCACAGGUGAUUUAGUUGCUGCAGGAAAUUAUGGAAUGAAAGAUCAAGUUAUUGCUCUAAAAUGGGUACAGCAAAAUAUAAAAUCAUUUGGUGGUGAUCCACGAAGGGUGACAAUUUUUGGAGGAAGUGCAGGUGCUAUUAGUGUCAAUUGUCAUGCAAUUUCUCCAGCAAGUAAAGGUUUAUUUAGCGCCUAUAUAAUUCAAAGUGGUGUUAUAUUAUCACCAUUGGCAUUUCAAACAAGAGAAAAAUUAUCAUCUUUUGUACGACGAGUAUCUGUGAAUGUUGCCUGUAAUUCAAGUAAUUCAUGCAAUCUAAUUGAAUGUUUACGAACAAAAUCAACAGUAAGUUUGGUAAAUGGAGAUGUUGGACUUGGUUUUAUGGAAGGUUUAUUAUUAAACUGGUUACCAACAAAUGAAGUGAAACAUAAUGAUGCAUUUUUAACUGACAUUCCGAAAAAUUUUAUAGAUAAUAAGGCAAUAAUAGAUUUGCCUUUUAUGAGUGGAACUGUGUCUGAUGAAGGUCUACUAGUUACUGCAGAACUAUAUAAAAAUGAUGUACUCUACGGAUUGUUCAAAUUAAAUGCCAAUUUGAUACUUAAUAAUCUCAGCAAAACUUAUUUAGAUGUUAAAGAUUCUAGACGAUUCAUUGAGAAAGUUACAAGAUUCUAUUUUAACGGAUCUAUUGCCACAUCAACAAAAAAAGAUUUUCUAGAAGGUGUAACAAAAUUAAUUGCUGAUGGAUUUUUUCUACAUCCUCAAGUGCGAACAUUGGAGAAAGUAACACCAUCAAUGAGAAAUUCAAACUUCUUUUAUAAUUUUGGAUAUAGAGGAACACUGAGCACAACAAUGAUUGAUGGAGUUCAACAAAAUCUUGGAGUAGCACAUGCAGAUGAACUUUUAUAUCUAUUUCCACUUACAAUUGGAUCGUUUAAAACAUCACAUUUAAAUUUUAGCAGAAAUGAUGAUUAUAUUAGUAAAAUAAUGAUAGAUAUGUGGACAUCAUUUGCUACAAAUAAGAGGCCAGUAUCGAAUGUUUUGACAAAUUCUAAUCUAUGGACGCCAUACACAACUCGAAAUCCUGUUCACAUUCAAAUAGGAAAUAUUUUAAACAACAAGGAUCCCUCUGUUACAAUGUCAAAUAAAUAUUUUAUACAACAAAUAAAUUUUUGGCGAAACAAUGCCCCGAUUUUUUUAUUUUUGUUUUAUAGUUAUACAGUGGUGAUGGAUACUUUAUUUUAUUUACUAUUUCUUUUACAAUUACUAUCUGUUUUCAAUGCCGAUCCUUUAGUGAGAAUUUCUCAGGGAAUAUUAGAUGGAACUAAUGAAUUAUCAAAAAAUGGAAGAAAGUAUUCAGCAUUUCUUGGAAUUCCAUAUGCUAAACCACCCGUUGGAAGUCGCAGAUUUAAAAAUCCUGAACCUGCUGAUGGUUGGGUAGGAGUUCGUUCAGCCAAGUCUUUUGGAAAUGUUUGCCCACAAAAGGAUACAGGAAGGACAAUAAUGGGAAACGAGGACUGCUUAUUUUUGAACGUUUAUAGCCCAAUAUUGGAAUUUAAUUCAAUACCUGCUAAUUCUUUGUUACCAGUAAUGUUUUGGAUUCAUGGUGGUGGAUUUACAACUGGCACUGGUAACAUGUAUGGUGCACAAUUUUUCUUGGAAAAAAAUGUCAUUUUGGUGACUAUCAAUUAUCGAUUAGGAAUGCUUGGCUUCAUAACAACUGGUGAUUCAGUUGCAACAGGAAAUUAUGGAAUGAAAGAUCAGGUUCUUGCUCUAAAAUGGGUACAGCAAAAUAUAAGAUCAUUUGGUGGUGAUCCACGAAGGGUAACAAUUUUUGGACAAAGUGCAGGCGCUGCCAGCGUUAGUUUUCAUUCAAUUUCUCCAGCAAGUGCAGGUUUGUUUAGAGCCUAUAUAAUUCAAAGCGGUGCCGUAUUGUGUCCUUGGGGAUUUCAAAAAAAAGAAGAAUUGGCUAAAUAUGUAAGACAAGUGUCUGUGGGUGUUGCAUGUAUUUCAAGAAAUUCAAAAAAUCUCAUUGAAUGCUUACGAUCAAAAUCAGCAGCAACUUUGGUGAAUACAAAUUUUGCUUUUGGUUCUAUUGAUCGUGCUGCAUUAUUAAAUUGGUCGCCCACAAAUGAAGUGGAAAAUGAUGGUGCAUUUUUAACUGACACACCAUUAAAUCUAAUUAAUAAAAAUGCAAUGAAGGAUUUGCCUUUUAUGAGUGGAACCGUAUCUGAUGAAGGUCUACUAAUUACCCGAGAAUUCUAUUCAAAUGAUAUAAAAUAUGCAUGGUUUAAAUUAAAUGCACAUUCAAUGAUUAAUAGCUACAGCAAACGUUAUCUUGAAGUUGAAGAUUCCAGAAAAUUUACAGCAGCAGUAACAAGAUACUAUUUUAACGGAUCUAUUAUCACAUCAAAAAAACAAGAUUUUCUAGAUAGUGCAACAAGAUUCACUACCGACGGAUUUUUCCUACAUCCUCAAAUACGAAUGUUGGAGAAAGUGACACCAUCAAUGAGAAAUUCAAACUUCUUUUAUAAUUUUGGAUAUAGAGGAAGUUUAAGUGCAACAAUGCUUGAGGGAGAUCAAAAAAAUCUAGGAGUAUCACAUGCUGAUGAACUUAUCUAUCUAUUUCCACUUACAUUUGGACCGAUAAGAACGUCACAUUUAAAUUUUAACAGAGAUGAUGAUUAUAUUAGUAGAAUGUUGAUAGACAUGUGGACAGCAUUUGCCACAAAUGGGAGGCCAGUAUCGAACGUUUUGACAAAUUCUAAUCUAUGGGCGCCAUACACAACUCGAAAUCCUGUUCACAUUCAAAUAGGAAAUUUAUUAAACAACAAGGAUCCCUCUGUGACAAUUUCAAAUACAUAUUAUACACAGCGAAUGGAUUUUUGGCGAAAUAAUGCCCCUUUUAAAUAAAAUAUAAAAUAACAUUAUUUUGAAUAAUAAUAAAACUUAUUUUAAGAAAUUAGUAAACAAUUUUUACUAAUCAGCUAA